Molecule: messenger RNA, 785 nt
Organism: Poecile atricapillus (Black-capped chickadee)
Lineage: Eukaryota; Metazoa; Chordata; Aves; Passeriformes; Paridae
Gene: MED11
Product: mediator complex subunit 11
Exons: 5
Coding region: 432-785 (117 amino acids)
Biological process (GO): regulation of transcription by RNA polymerase II
Cellular component (GO): mediator complex
Molecular function (GO): transcription coregulator activity
Source: RefSeq, a predicted model, not a curated record
GGCGUGGCCUGGAACAAAGCCGCUUAUAAAUAUGCAGUGAGGGGGCGCGGCCUGGAUAAAUCUCUAUAAAAGGUCGCGAAUCAAAGCAAAGUUUUUAUAAAAUUAAAAUAAAAAGCGUCGCCCGGGUAAAAAUCAGCGCUGUAAAAGACAACGAGAGGCGCGGGCUGGAUCAAAGCGGCUCCAAAGCAGCGCGCAGAGAUUUUGAGGCGAUUCCGGCAACAUUUGCGCCGCUGAGCAGCUUUGGAGGACCCAAAAGCACCGAGACGCGGCCGGAGGAGGCGGCGCCACCACCGAGUUGCGUCUAGAACGUCCCCACAGGAGGGCGCUUCCUGUCACGUGACGGGAAUGCCGCGCUGCCAUUGGUGAAGAGCGGAACCGGCGGGAGAAGAACCGGAAGCGGCGGGAGAAGAACCGGAAGCGGCGCGGGCGCCAUGGCGGGGUUCGGCGUGGCCAACGAGCGGCUGCGGGCGCUGGAGGAGCUGGAGCGGGAAAUCGGCGCCUCCCUGCAGAGCGCGGGUCUGGUGAUCCUGGAAUUGUCCAAGGAGAAGCCCCAGGAGCGUCACCUGGACCGUCAGGCCGCGCAGUUCGGAGCCGCCGUGGCCAAGGUGGAGGCCGAGCUCUCGGCCCAGAUCCGGUACCUGACCCAGGUAGCCACAGGUCAGCCCCACGAGGGUUCGAGCUACGCGGCGCGCAAGAGCUGCCAGCUGGCGCUGAACCGGCUGGACUACGCCCGGCGGCGCCUGGCCGAGCUGGCCCGCGCCUGCGAGCUGAUGCUGGAGCAGUGA